This is a messenger RNA of Uncinocarpus reesii 1704, 3474 nucleotides long. RefSeq lists its product as uncharacterized. Gene Ontology annotation, cellular component: nucleus. Bases 1 to 3474 code for a protein of 1157 amino acids. The transcript has 6 exons. Gene Ontology annotation, biological process: chromatin remodeling. The record is from RefSeq and is a predicted model, not a curated record. Gene Ontology annotation, molecular function: histone H3K9 demethylase activity; histone H3K36 demethylase activity. NCBI's taxonomy places the organism in Eukaryota, Fungi, Ascomycota, Eurotiomycetes, Onygenales, Onygenaceae.
AUGGAAACGCAGCACCCAGUCCUCAUCGGCGAUCCUGCCUCCAUGACGCCUCCCGCAAGCGCCGACGGAGAGAAACCGUCCCCUUGUGCUGAUUCCCCUCGUGGAUCCGACAUGGGACUCGAUUCUGCCUCUGUCGACGACGAUGACAUCCAGCCAGAUCACUAUUACGGUGGUGGGAAGAUUCCAGUAUUCAGGCCAAAUAUGGAUCAAUUCCGCGAUUUUCAAGCUUUCAUUCGUAAAGUUAAUAAAUACGGCAUGAGAUCCGGCGUGGUUAAGGUGAUUCCACCUCAGGAAUGGAAUUUCAUGGCUCCCAUGGAACCUAUACGCAGGCGAAUAUUGGAAAACAACGGUCUUAUAAUCUUCCUCAAUGGGAAGGCGUUGUGCGAGGAGACAAGCCAUCAACCGCCGGCUCGCCGUGGUGAACGGCGGCGGGUUCAAGAAAAGCCUGCACGGGGCGGCACAAGAGGUCAGACCGCCAGGUCCGACUCACAAAAGCGCAAGCCUGGACCUGCCAAUCCCAAACCUGUUGAGCCAGAGAAAAUAGCUGACGGAUUUGGCGAGAGGAAACUGGAGGGCCCACCCACGCCAGUAUCCCCACAGUCCAAUCCAGUGGAGCCAAAAUCCGAGGAACUGAGCGAUGGAGAGUCCUUACCGGCGCCAAAACCAAAAGGCAGACAGCCUAAAUCCGUUACUGCACGACGCAAGUACAAUCGCGGCGAUGCAAUGGAUUUUGUCGAUGAAGAAGCCUUCAAGGACUUUGAUUACCACCUCUCUGGAAAUGAAGAUUACACCGCGGAGCGCUGUGAAGAACUAGAGACCGCCUACUGGAAAUCCCUCAUGUACAACAACCCCAUGUACGGCGCAGAUAUGCCGGGAUCCCUUUUUGAUGACUCUGUGACUUCCUGGAAUGUUGCCAAACUACCAAACCUGCUAGAUAUCCUUGGCCAGAAGGUCCCCGGAGUGAAUACCGCGUAUCUCUACCUGGGGAUGUGGAAGGCCACAUUUGCCUGGCAUCUGGAGGAUGUCGACCUUUACAGUAUUAACUUUAUCCAUUUUGGUGCUCCGAAACAGUGGUAUAGCAUUUCUCAAGAGGAUCUCCCUAGAUUCGAAGCCGCCAUGAAAAAACAAUGGCUCGACUACGCACGCGUUGCAAAGAAAUGCAAUUGUGAAUCAGAUAGUGUGUGGAUCGACAUCCGAGAAAUCGAGAGAAAGCUGCGUGGAGAGGCCACUCCUGAGUAUUAUGACGAGCUGGAUGAUCAACUUGAGGGUGCUUCUGACCUACUCACACCUCCUCGCAGUGUUCCUGAAAAGUCUGCCUCCCGCAAGAAACGGAAACAUGAUAAUAGCGAAUCCAAAACUAAGCGCGUCAAAUUACACCUAGAAGGACCAAGGAAGAUCCCUUGCAUUUUAUGCCCUAAUAACCUUGACUAUGAGGAACUUCUUCCUACUGAAGAUGGCUUGUAUCAUGCCCACCGAAGGUGUGCACUCUACAUCGACGAAACUUCCAUUCUCAAAGAUGAGUCUGGUAAGGAAAUCGUCGAGUUCGGUGAAAUAUCCGUUACAGCAGACGAUGGAUGCGAAUACACAGUUCCGGGGGUCGAUCUCAAAUGCAAGUACCAUCGCCCAAAAAGACUAGGAUCUCAAUCGCCGGAGGCUAUGGAUAUGGAUUUUAAACUGACAGAAACGGCCAAACGGUUACGCUCUGGAGAUUUGGUGCAAUUCCAAGCUGACAAGGAAAUCAAUGGCGCGGUUGUCCUUGAAAACCGACCGGAAGAGCGUGCCUUGCUGCUCAAAGUGCUACCGCGGGGCGAUGUGAUCGAAUUACCGUAUCGCUGGAUAUUAAUUGUGAAGAAAUCUAGCUUCCUUCCACUUCCGCCUGGUAUAAAACCACUUCCAGCCCAUCUGGCUCGUAAACCGGAGGCUAGGAAGGAUUUAGCCUCGACCAUUCCUUCCCAUGGUACACCCUUCGGUGAUCCAUGGUUACCUUACCAGUGGGCCGAGUUCUCUUGCGUCAAGCCUCCUUUCAAUCCACACGCAGCACGAGUCGAUAUUUUCAAACCAGAGCAAAUCUGGUAUUAUCUUGGGAGAACUUCCACUGAAUGCCGUGCACAAUACACCGACAACCCAGCGGGCCUUGUUCAUAAUCCCAGGUCCAAUUUCCUUGAAAGUGUGAAAUCAUUGCGAGCUACCGCGGCAACCAUAUCUCAUCCUCACGCCUUCUCUACGAAACAACCCAAGUAUCAUCCGGGGCUACCCGCUACCACCCCAGUCAUGAGCACACUCACACGGCCCGUCGUCACCACACAAUCCCAACCUCUUCCUGCCUCGAAUAUACCGGCUCGAAACUUUAAUGAUGCCAAAGGUAUGCAGUUCAUGACAGCUCGCCGUCUUAUCGUUUCAAUCACAGAACACGCCAACUCUGGGGCCGGAUAUACCAUCGUUGACCCCGAUUUUGUUGCCCAACUCCUUCUGGGUGAAAGCAGUUCAGCAAUACCAAAGAAUGGAAUCGAAAAGUUGAAGAAAGCUAUGGUUGAGUCUAUGAUUCGACCCAGAUCGAGUAAUGGCUUGCUCCCCUUGCAGCCGUUGAAUAUGGAGGCAGAUGAAGUCGAUCAUCUUUUACGGAUGCUUCGCUUUGCCAUUGUGGAUUUGGCUCAAAAGAUCAAUGGAAACGAUUCGAAAGUUGGCAAACUACAUGAACGCCAAACUGUCAAAGAAACUCAUCUUCCUUCAUCCAGUGUUGGGUUGUGGGGAAGCUUCGAUGCCUCACGACGUCAGCCUGAUGCUGUGUAUAACUCGCCGUACGCACCUGGAUUCGGGUUCUCGGAGUAUGCAAUUAGAGAGUAUGGGUUAGGCCCUCAGCGCUUGGCACAAAAGGAGCACUCAGCUGCUGAUUUCUUUUCGAAACUAUCACAAGAAGACAAGGAAAAGGUUAUCCAAGCCUGUGGUGGCGUCACUUCGUCGAGAAAGGACGAUGUGGACAUUCCCAUCGCUCCAGGUUUAGAAAUGAGUCAAGUUUCGGGACUGGAAAACCCGAAUACUACAAUUUCUAUGGAUGUUAUGAACAUUGACCCCCACCACCUAUCGGUUUUCGACAUGACGUUACAUGCCGAUUCGCCAGCUUCAAGCUUUAGCAGGACUGCGAUACAAUAUCAGUCACCACAGGACUUUUCUGCACAUGUAGAACACGAAUCGUCUUUGCUUCCCAGACACUUUCAAGAUCAUCACGACCUAUUUGGUGACCAGCAAACCAAUCAACGCUUCUGGCAAAGAAGUGUCCCAUGGAAUGACGGGGAUACUCCGUCCCAUAAUGAUGAACAUCGUCCGUUUUUUGGCCCUCAUUUGCCGCCGGCUGGUCAUGACUAUCCUUCAUCUGAUAUGGAUUUUGAGCGGGGCCCCGGUUCGUUGCAUUCGAUGGACAUGGCUGGUUUUGGCUUCGACGGGACGGACGAACUGUUUCCUAAUCCUAGCCCAUAG